Ixodes scapularis (black-legged tick) is the source of this 1382-nucleotide messenger RNA. RefSeq names its product solute carrier family 41 member 1. Gene Ontology annotation, molecular function: monoatomic cation transmembrane transporter activity. Lineage: Eukaryota; Metazoa; Arthropoda; Arachnida; Ixodida; Ixodidae. The coding region runs from base 87 to 1280 and encodes 397 amino acids. The record is from RefSeq and is a predicted model, not a curated record. The transcript has 10 exons. Gene Ontology annotation, cellular component: plasma membrane. Gene Ontology annotation, biological process: monoatomic cation transport.
UGCGCCUCAGCGAAUCCUCGUGCUUGCUAGAUGUUCCACCUGAGGAGUCGUGUUCCGCAUUCCUGUAUCAGGUGUUCCCUACGUUCAUGCUUGCUGGGGCCGGCAUGGUUGCUGCGGGACUGCUGCUUGACAUUGUGCAGUCCUGGCAAGUCUUCAUCGAUGUUUCCCAACUCUUCGUUCUGGUGCCUGCACUGCUGGGUCUCAAAGGAAACCUGGAGAUGACUCUGGCCUCGAGGCUAUCAACACAGGCCCACCUAGGAAAAAUGGAUUCUCUGAUGGAAGUCCUCAACAUCACCUGCGGUAACAUGGCCUUGCUUCAGUGCCAGUCCUUGGUGGUGGGUGCCAUGGCCUCGCUGUAUGCUAUCGUCACUUCCCUGGUUGUUUUUUCCGAAGACAUUUCGCUGAGGCAUGGGAUUCUCGUCCUGAGUAGCGCCGUAAUCACUGUGUCGGUGGCGAGCUUUAUCUUGGGCAGCAUCAUGGUCAGCGUGGUGGUGUUGUCCAAGUUUUGCCGCGUGAACCCAGACAACGUGUCCAUUUCGAUCGCCGCUGCUCUCGGGGACGUUGUCACCGUGGGACUCCUAGCCUGUGUCAGCGCCGCCAUCUUCCACCUCCUCGAUCCGUGGCUUUCGCUUCUGGUGUCCGGGCCGCUGCUGCUCCUGGUACCUCUGUGGGCGUACGUGGCGUACAAGAACCAAAACACCCGAGACGUGCUUUCCUCCGGAUGGGUGCCCAUAAUCUGCGCCAUGCUAAUAUCAAGCUUGAGCGGGAACAUUUUGGAUGUCGCCAUCAAAAAGUUCACAAGCAUGGCAGCUUUCCAGCCGCUCAUGAACGGUGUGGGCGGCAACCUGGCAGCCGUGCAUGCCAGCCGUAUGUCAACGUUGCUGCACCGGCAGAAGUCGGUCGAGGUGGAGGUGCCGAACGGAGGCUCCUCCGUCAGUCUCUCUGACGGUACGGUUGGCGAAACUAGUAGUCGCAGUGGAUAUGUGCUGGUUGCGCUGGUAGUGCCCGGUCACCUGGUAUUCAUGAACCUCGUAUCGCUCGCCAAGAAUGGCACCCUGAUCACCAACGUAGUCUUCAUCACGCUCUUCUGCAUGGCCGCUCUCUUUCAGGUGAUCGCGCUGCUCCCUACAACUAACGUCAUCGUGCGCGCCCUCUGGCGGCACAAGGUGGACCCCGACUCCUCCGCCAUUCCCUACGUCACUGCCCUUGGAGACCUGCUGGGCACCGGUCUGCUCACCCUCGUUUUUUGGGCCAUAUCCCAGCUCGGCACCGAGAUUUGAAGACCCAUGCUCAACACCUUCGAGAUUCUUGUUUGCAAUAGACGUUGCUCAAAAGUCAGCGCCACCUAGUGGCAGAAUAAAAAGCUCCAAUAUGUUCGCUCU